AUGUCCAGGAUAUUGCUAUCUUAUUCUUCCUGUUAUGAAGUGAGGGAGCACUUCUUGAAGAGGCACCUUGUUCCUUCCAUGAUCCAACAGAUACAACACCUAUGUAAUGAGUGCAAGGGCACCAAAGAGAUCAUCAAUGACGAAGACCGCUACCCUCAAUGCAAAGGUGAGAAGGUUGUACAGGGGAAGAAGGUGAUGGAGGUUAUUGUUGAGAAGGGAAUGCUGAAUGGACAAAGUAUUACUUUCUCAGUGCAAGCUGAUGAAGGUGCACUUAAGAAGACUCUAAACUCUCUUCUCCUCUAUUUUCCUGAUACCGUCAUAGGAGACAUAGUAUUUGUUCUACAGCGGAAGGAGAAUCUCAAGUUCAAGAGAAAGGGAGACGAUCUCUUCUAUGAGCACACCUUGUCCCUCACAGAAGAAUUGUGUGGCUUUCAGUUCAUAUUGACUCACUUGGAUGGCAGGCAGAGUCAUCAAACCUGGUAA
This is a messenger RNA of Macadamia integrifolia, 483 nucleotides long. Its product is annotated as dnaJ protein homolog ANJ1-like. Lineage: Eukaryota; Viridiplantae; Streptophyta; Magnoliopsida; Proteales; Proteaceae. The coding region runs from base 1 to 483 and encodes 160 amino acids. The transcript has 2 exons. Gene Ontology annotation, molecular function: Hsp70 protein binding. Gene Ontology annotation, biological process: protein refolding. The record is from RefSeq and is a predicted model, not a curated record. Gene Ontology annotation, cellular component: cytosol; cytoplasm.